AUGCUUCUUCGCGUCAUUCGUUUCGCCUGGUUGCUGGCCACAAGUGUGCGCAGUGCACUCGUCCCAUUGUCACAAACCCUGGGCUGCCAUGCCGCGUCGCCGCUCAGCGUCACGAUCGAGUCGACGUCGUACUCGACGCCGUUCAUGUCGCUCCGGUUCUCUUCGUUUUACUUGGCCCCGCACGACCACCUUGUCGUUCGCCCGUCCGAUCCCGACUCGACAAUUCCACCCGUCUACUUUUAUCCAAACCAAACGUUCCACAGCACGUAUGGGCUCGACGCGCCGCCGAUGGCCACCACACGAGUGGUUGCGACCCUUGUCGUCGCUCGUCCAAACUCGUUGGCCACCCAAUCUUGCGUCCACAUCAGUGGGUACACGGCCGAGCUCGAACGCCCUCAAGCCAGCGAAGCCAUCUGUGGCGUUGAUCGAACGCAAGAAGCUGCGUGCUACAAGCUGUCGGCGCCAUCCAUGUUUGCCAAAUCCAAUGCCGUUGCACGCCUGGUCAUCAACAGAGACGGCAACCUGACGGGGUGCACGGGCUGGCUGCUUGGAUCGGAAGGACAUCUUGUCACCAACAACCAUUGCAUCGACGAAGCGAGGCAACUCGUCGGCAUUCGCAUCGAGUUCCUGGCCCAAACCGACAAGUGCCCCCAGAGUUUUCUCGAAAAGAGCUGCAUGCGCCAACUCGCGUGUACAGGAGAGCAGUGGCGCGGCUCGACGACGUUUGUGUACACCAACAAAGCGCUCGAUUACACGUUGAUUCAACUCACUUCGACGACCGGCCCCAACGUGGCGACCAAGUACGGGUUUCUUCGACUGCGCGCGACUGGCCCACAAGUCGGCGAGCCCAUUUACAUUGUUCAGCACCCUCAGGCAUGGGGCAAGCGCAUCUCGGAUAAAACGGCAACUGGCCGCGCCACCGUGGCCGGGCUCAACCUGUUGGAGGCCGAAUAUUUCCUCGAUACACAAGCAAUGUCGAGCGGGUCGCCCGUCGUGGGCGUUGAGGACGACGCCGUUGUGGCGCUCCACCACGCAGCGUACUCGACGUGCCCGAACCUCGGUGUACGAAGUGACGUGAUUGUAGCCGACCUGCAGGCGCAGACUUUCGUGCCCCAGAACGGUGUGCUCUGGUCUCGUAACCCUGCCUAG
Aphanomyces invadans is the source of this 1149-nucleotide messenger RNA. RefSeq lists its product as hypothetical. NCBI's taxonomy places the organism in Eukaryota, Oomycota, Saprolegniomycetes, Saprolegniales, Verrucalvaceae. The record is from RefSeq and is a predicted model, not a curated record. The coding region runs from base 1 to 1149 and encodes 382 amino acids. The transcript has a single exon.